Messenger RNA from Eriocheir sinensis (Chinese mitten crab), 2828 nucleotides. RefSeq names its product hemicentin-2-like. Gene Ontology annotation, biological process: synapse organization. Bases 1713 to 2828 code for a protein of 371 amino acids. The record is from RefSeq and is a predicted model, not a curated record. Gene Ontology annotation, cellular component: neuron projection membrane. The transcript is spliced from 9 exons. Lineage: Eukaryota; Metazoa; Arthropoda; Malacostraca; Decapoda; Varunidae.
UCCUGUUAUUUUGUUCCCACGUUUUUUCACAGAAUAUGUUAAAAAAAAAAGACAGAAGCACAGAAGGGCCGAGCUUGGAAAAAACCUAGAGAAUAACAACAAGAAGGAUCACUGAAAAAAAACUCUGUGUAUUUGACAUUCGAAUUUUAACUUUUUGGAGGGGCAGAAAUUUUUGGAAGAGGACAAUUAAGAAAAAAAAAAUCUGAAAUGCAAACUUGAUUUUUCUUCCCAAUUCUGUGUUUGUGAAAAAAGAAAAACGUGACUGAGGAAUAGAAAAAAAACUGAUAUAUAAGAAAUUAAAUAAGGGAAGGAGGAAAGAAGAUAAAAGAGAACAAGGAAACACAGUGGACACGGACUAACUUUUAUUUAUGAUGCUGUGUGAAGAGUGAAAAAGAGAAAGAACGAAAGAGGAAAAAGAAGAAAGAAAAAAUAGAAGGAAAAAAGAAAAAGAGAAAACAGGAUUAAAACUAGAUCUUUUUUUAUGAAAGGUAAAAAAGAGCGAUAGAACUAAAAAAUUAUUUAGCACGAAAGGAACGUCAAAAAAAGUGUAAAAGCAACAAAGGAUAAAAAAAAGAAAAAAGAAAAAAAACAGGAUAUAAACUAAUAUUUUUUUUCUGAAAGUUAAAAGUGACAGAACGUAAAAAUGAAAUAGAACGAGAGGAAGGUUAAAAAAAAGUGUAAACAAGAUUAAAAGAAAAGAAAAAAGAAUCAGAAUGUGAACUAAAUCUUCUUUUUUAUAGUGAGUGAGACGAAAAAAAAAAGACCGGCUGAAAGAAGCAAAACAAAUAAAAAGAGAAACGAGAGAAAGAAAAAACAAGGAAAACGAGAGACAGGAAGUGGACAAAUAUCACCGAAACGUGGGAAAUGAAAAUAAGAAAUGGUAAAGAGUGAUUAGAAAAAAACUGAAAAGAAAUACAAAAUAGAAAAAUAAAAAAAGAAGAGAGAAGGGAAAUCAAAAUAUCGUGAACUGUGAACUUUCUCCUCCUCUCCGUAGUGUUGGAAUUUAACUUGAGAAGGCGAAAAUGAUACUAAUGAAAAAAGUGACGAAGUAGAAAGAAUAUUAAAAGGAAAUAUGAAGAGGAAAUUGACCUUUUAAAUCCGAAUAAAUAAAAUUGCCACCCUAAAAAAAAGCAGACAAGUAAAGAAAAGAAAAACAGUAAGAGAAAAUAGAGGGACCAAAGAUAUUUAUGAGCUCUGUGCACUGGCUUCACAGAGUUUUGAUAAAGAAAGUAAAAAAAAUAGGAAGAAAAUAAAAAUAUGAACAGAAUUUUGAACUGAGAAGUGAAAAAUAAACACCCAGAAAACAGGAAAGUAAUCUUAACUAAAAACAAAAAUAAGUUAGUUAGAAAAAUAUCAGAAAAUAGAAAAAUACAAGAAAGUGUCACUCGUCCUCCUGAAAAAAAAAGAGAAGAAAAGAAAGAAAAGGAAGAGAAGAGAGGAAAAACAACAGAGGAGAAGAAGAAGAAAACAAGAGAAGAGAGGGGCAAGAAAAAGGAAAAGAAAAAAGGAAAUAAAGAAAGGAAAAAGAAAACGAAUGAUAAAACAGAAAACGUAACUUGGGAAACACUUUUGAGGGCUCACUCACUCACUGUUUCUUACCGCCCCUCCCCCCCAAAAAAAAAACUUUCCAAACAGUGAAACAAACAACACAAAGAGAAAACACAAACGACUCCAUAGCAACCGAGAGAAGUUUUGAAGCAGCAGACUGAACCAUGUUUCGAAACUCCUACAACGGCCCCUCCUCUUCCUCCUCCUCCUCCUCUUCCUCCUUCCUCCUCCUCCUCCUCCUCUCCUUCCCUCUCCUCAUCGCCCUCGUUCUCUUCCACCCCAGAGAAGCUUUAGGUGAAACGCUCCCCAUGACACCUGCCGCAGCCUCCCACACGCCGCUAAUUAGAAGAAGUCAUCAGGGCACUGAAGGGCGGCAGCAAGACAGACAAGGAGGGGAGGAGGAUGGGGAGGAGCAGGAUGGGGAGGCGAAGUGGGGAGGACGCCCGCACCCCUACUUCAGCCAAACCCCAACCAACCUCACCGUGAUCUCAGGACAGACCGCCUUCCUCCCCUGCCGAGUCCAUAUGCUUGGGGAGCGUUCGGUGACGUGGAUGAGGGCGCGGGACCUGCACAUCCUGACGGUCGGCUUCAUCACCUACACGGCCGACCAGCGCUUCCAGGUUCUCCACAGCCCCCGGACAGAUGAUUGGACACUACAGAUACAGACCAGCCAGCCACGAGACGCCGGCAGGUACACGUGUCAGGUGAACUCGGACCCCAAGAUUGUGCGGGAUGUGUAUCUUAGCGUGACAGACAAGCGAUUCCUCGACGGGAGACUUUACAAGAUGCCGCCCACCGCAGGAGAGAAAGACCCCCAGUUCGGUACCCACAUCGUCGGGGGCGCCACAAGGGUUCUACAGGCCGGGUCAUCGCUGGUCCUGGAGUGCGUGGUAACCCAUACUGGCGCGCCGCCCCCCGCUGUCAUCUGGCUAAGGAAUGACCUCCCCCUCCUGUUCGAUUCCCCGCGAGGUGGUGUGUCUCUGCAGGUGGAGAAGUCCCAGGAGCACACCACUUCCCGCCUCUCGCUGGCAGCCGUCCGGGACCAAGACUCCGCAAACUACACUUGUCUCCCCGUCAACUCCACCGCCGCCGCCUCCGUCGCCGUGCACGUCAACUCCGCUGAUGAGUUAAGGGCGGCCGUGCAACAAGGGGGUCUGAGCUGCGCCCCCCCGCCCCCCACCGCCGCCCCCCACCACCACGAAUUGCUCUCACUGUUAAGGAUGGUGAUGAUGGUGGCGAUGGUGGUGAUGGUGACCUCGUGGACGUUAUGGCUCUCCUAG